CAGCUUGUAUAUAAAGUGCGGUGAUCGGAAGCCUCUGACAGCUACAGCUGAGCAUCUUUGUUUACCUGUCGCCGUCUGAAGACUUGAAGCUUUCCGGAAGAGUUUGCUAACCUGAUCACAAGGCCACUUUCAUGAUGGACAUAACGAUAGUUACGCUGAAUGGGACCCACCACUCCCUGAGGGUGAACCCACAGGACACAGUGGGAUCUCUGAAGAUACUGAUCCAUGAGAAACUAGGAGUCGCCCCUCAGAGCCAGAAGCUGGUGUUCGUGAACGGCCAGAAGACCCCUCUCAGCGACGACUCACAGCCUGUCAGCUUCUACGGCCUGCAGCCGGGCUGCCAGGUGUCUCUGCUGGUGACACAGCCGGCUACCGUCCAGGUGUUCCUCACAAAUCUACAGGGGAGGACCAGCACCUAUGAUAUCAAACCUGACGAGACUGUGAACGACUUCAAGACCAAGGUCCAGCACAGAGAGGGGCUCCCUGUGAGCCAGCAGAGGCUCAUUUAUGAAGGCAGGGAGCUGAUGGGUGGUAGACUUUCAGACUACAACGUCAAGGCGCAUAGUACCAUCAACCUGAAUUCCCGUCUGAGAGGAGGCUGAGGACCCUUCUGCUUAACAUGUCAGAAAGUUAAUAAUCUGUAGCCUACAUUCUUGUUUUCAAUAUAAAUUAACUAUUUAUUUAUUAGUAGGCCUAUAUCCAUUUGAAAACUCAAUGCAUUCCUCCAUCUCUAAUUCUGUCAUAUCUUAAAAACAUGUUUCAUGUUCAAAUGUCAUACCCAGCAUGUUAUAAAUUUAUUUUUAUUCUGUGUUUAAUUUUAAUAAAGCUCCAAAUGUGAA
This is a messenger RNA of Micropterus dolomieu (smallmouth bass), 839 nucleotides long. RefSeq names its product polyubiquitin-B-like. The transcript is spliced from 2 exons. Bases 132 to 602 code for a protein of 156 amino acids. Gene Ontology annotation, biological process: protein ubiquitination; modification-dependent protein catabolic process. The record is from RefSeq and is a predicted model, not a curated record. Lineage: Eukaryota; Metazoa; Chordata; Actinopteri; Centrarchiformes; Centrarchidae. Gene Ontology annotation, cellular component: cytoplasm; nucleus. Gene Ontology annotation, molecular function: protein tag activity; ubiquitin protein ligase binding.